AUGAAGGCCACCGCUGCCUGCUUGCCACGCACGGACACAUUUGGAGACAUAGAGACGAUCCAUCCCGUCCUGGCCUCCCUGACGCCCUCCUCCGCCUCGCGCAGUAACGCCCCCCCUCCUGUGCCUCUCCCGCAGAGCUACGAACCCGACGAGCUGACGGAGGAGAUGGCCCAACCUGGAGGGCCUCAUGAAAGACCUGAACGCAAUCACCACCGCGCCCUAGGGACCCCGCCCCACCCCACCCCAACUCAGCACCCUGAGGACCUCACCCCGCCCUCGCCACAGCACCCUAAGGACCCCACCCCGCCCUCGCCACAGCACCCAAAGGACCCCACCCCGCCCUCGCCACAGCACCCUAAGGACCCCACCCCGCCCUCGCCACAGCACCCUAAGGACCCCACCCCGCCCUCCGCCACAGCACCCUAG
Molecule: messenger RNA, 426 nt
Organism: Knipowitschia caucasica
Lineage: Eukaryota; Metazoa; Chordata; Actinopteri; Gobiiformes; Gobiidae
Source: the annotation of a GenBank genome assembly